AUGACGCCGCGGCAUCCACCACUUUCGCUUGCUGAAUGCGCUGCCCAACACCCUAGCACUGUGGACGCCGACACAGCUCCAGUCACUGCCAUUCCUCCUUUUGACCCCUUGGCCAAAAACUCCUUUAUGGCUCCCACCACCGCAGCUAGCACGGUCUUACAACAGCAAGGACCGCCGAUUGGCUCCAGCAACCGCCAUCCAUAUGGCCUCACGAUCAGGUGUGAUACACAGCAACAUGAUGGCGCUGUGGUGCAACCCGAUGUCAUUGCUCAUGGCCAACUUGGCUUUACCACCAAUUUUGGCUCUUCUUUUGCCCCGCUCAACAAAGACGCUCACCUGCUUGGUCCGGAAGAACCAACUCACGAAGACAAGCUGCAGAGGGUCCCUCGCAAGCUCAAUGCAAGAACAUGUCACACAUGUAGGAUAGUCAACGAGAUCUUCUCUGAAGAAACAACGAGGAGGUACACUAGCGAUGCCUGCAUCAUGGGAGACACUGACUUAAAUCGCAAGCCGUGCAAGCAGAAAAUGUCGAGAAACUCGUGA
Prunus armeniaca (apricot) is the source of this 543-nucleotide messenger RNA. Lineage: Eukaryota; Viridiplantae; Streptophyta; Magnoliopsida; Rosales; Rosaceae. The record is from the annotation of a GenBank genome assembly.